CAUGCCUCUACACGUCCGACGACGACCGCCGCGACCGACACGAAACACACUGUUGGUUUGGACGAGUCAUGGCGCAACCAAAGCCAACUCGGAUUUGGCUCCUGGAAGAAAAGGACAUGGCCCAGCUCCAGCAAACGCCUGACAUGGACGUGAUGACCAUGACGCACAGGUCGCAGGACUACUGCGUCAUCAUGGACAAGCGCCAGACCACCGAAUCCAACAACAGUGACGGGGACGACAACGACUGGCCGAAAUUUGGCGCGCUCCGACCUGGUGGCGCGCUCAACCUGUUGAGCUGGGAAGCGUUCGGUCUCCUCAGUCAGUACGCCGGCGUCGGCAUCCUCAUGGGGGUGUUGGGCGCGCUCCAAUACCCCGUCUUUCACAGCUACUUACGCAUGGAAGGCUACCAAACAGCCUCGUACGGCGUCCUGAUCUCGCUCGGGUGGUCGUCCAAGAUAUUCUUUGGCAUUUUGAGCGAUUGCUGCCCUCUCUUUGGGUAUCAACGCCGGCCGUACAUGAUCAUCGGGUGGAUGAUUUGUGCCACGUGCUGCCUGGUCAUGGCCAUCACGCCGUUCCCAGACCCGUACUACGGCAAGAAGGAGGUGUUUCGAGUCCCGUUGUCCAAGAUUCCGGCCGAAGACCUCAAGUAUAUCAAUUUGGACGCGCCCAAGCGCGGUGGCUUCUUCAUCGUGCUGUCCAUGAUGUGUUCGUUGGGGUAUGUCUUGGCUGUUGUCGCGGCCGAUGCCAUGGUCGUCCAGUACGCCCAGCGCGAACCCGCGGCCAUUCGCGGCCGAACUCAAACGGCCAUCUACUUUACUCGCGACGCGUUCUCGAUGGUGCCGAUUCUGGUCGUCGGGUUUUGCAUGAACGACUACAAGUACGGCGGGACGUUUUCGUGGAGCAUCGGGCCCAACAUUGUGUACGCGGCGUUGACCGUGCCGUGCUUGCUGGCGGCAUAUUCCGCAUACGCGCUGUUGGUCGAGGAAAAGGUGACCAAAUCGCCGUUCCGCGCCUAUCUUUCCAACGCGUGGAUGCUCCUCCAGCAGCGCGUCGUGUGGCAGAUCUGCAUGUUCAAGUUCCUCAACAUGCUCUUCUACGCGUACUACUCGACCUUGAAUGACCCUGUGUGGUCGUUUUGGAUACAAGUCGAGCCGAUUGUGUCGACAGCGUUCAGCAUUGUGUACCAGCUCUUCAAGGUCGGCGCGAUGUUUGGCAUCGGCAAGUAUGCGCUCAACUGGGACUGGCGCUGGGCCAUGGCCGCGUCGACGCUGGCGAUUGUGGCCGUGGACACCACACUCAACUUUUUGGCGGUCUGGAAUGUUGUCCGGGACCAGUACUUUCAAAAUAUCCUUGGGAGCUUGGCCGCGAUCCCGCAAGCGGCGAUCUUCCUCUUCAGCGGGUACCUCGUCGUCGAAAUCGCCGACGUCGGAAACGAAGGCCUUGUGUUUGCGCUCGUGACAACGUGCUCCAACUUGGCGAUUCCGCUCAGUACUGUCCUCGCCAAGACCGUCGACUCGUUUUUCACGGCGCGACUGACCGACAUCCAGCGAGACGAUACCGCCGUCCGGUGGGAGGUCACGUACUCGUACAUUGCGACCGCCGCCAUGAAGCUGUUGUCGCUCGUGUUUUUGGCCUUGAUGCCCCGACAAAAGGCGUACAUCCAAGUCCUCAAGCGUACGGGCAGCUUGAGCCCCGUUGCCGCCGCGAUUGUGUUUGUCGUGUUUGUGUUUGGCUACACGUGGAAUGUGACGACCAAUAUUUUGUCGAUUUUCCCGUCCACGAGCUGCCUUCGCAUCGCAGGAGGUAGAGGGUGCUAGUCGUAGAAUGUAGUUGCAAAGCGUAGUAAAACUUGUAAAGGAAUCGAAAACGAAUCUUGCCUGCGCGAAAAAGCCCACGAAGCAUGCAUGAAAUCGAAACUCGGCGGUCGGUCGACGCCGACGUAUCCACGGCUUGCCCUGGCGGAUGGCUGCCCUGAGACAAAAAUGGGAAGUCAUCGAGGAGUCAUUUGCCCCCAGAGUCAUAGGGACGAGUGGGAAAAGGAAAUGGGUGUGCACAACACGAAAUACAGAGCACAC
Molecule: messenger RNA, 2075 nt
Organism: Aphanomyces invadans
Lineage: Eukaryota; Oomycota; Saprolegniomycetes; Saprolegniales; Verrucalvaceae
Exons: 1
Coding region: 69-1817 (582 amino acids)
Source: RefSeq, a predicted model, not a curated record